Trichoderma virens Gv29-8 is the source of this 2638-nucleotide messenger RNA. RefSeq names its product ankyrin. The record is from RefSeq and is a predicted model, not a curated record. Lineage: Eukaryota; Fungi; Ascomycota; Sordariomycetes; Hypocreales; Hypocreaceae. Gene Ontology annotation, molecular function: protein binding. Bases 70 to 2439 code for a protein of 789 amino acids. The transcript has a single exon.
CGACAACACGAGACGCGCAACCUUCCAGAACAAGAUCCCAUACCGCCGUGAAAUGCCAUUACCGAACCGAUGCCUCGCAGCAAGCUGCCCUUUCGAUCGAGCUCUGUCAAGGCGAUGGGCUCUAACCUUUUCUCCCGAAACCGUCGCGAAGAUGCACAAAAGGACUUGACGAAGCAAUCGGGCGAGCCACGGCGUCGUCGAGCGUCUAUUUCUGCGGGCGAGCGCCCGACUCCGGAAUUCCAGCGGCCGACUGUGGCGAAGGAAUUUAGGUCGCACCAGGAAGUUCAGAGACCGACGAUGCCGCCUCCAUCAGCUUCAUCCAGCAGGGUUCGAAGCCCGCCACGACGGGAGUCUCUAUCUCGAGGCUCCGUAUCGCCUCAUUCUCGCCAACGAAUGCCAGGAAGCGGAGAUGGCCACCAUAGUCGCCAGUCGCGAUCGCCUCCUCGACGUAGGUAUUCCUCUUCGGAAAUCCCUCGACCACGAGAUAUGACACACCAACCUCAAUCGCCAGUACCCUCGCGAUCGCAGCGGAGCGAGAGUCAUGAACGGCGAGAUCGACACGGGUAUGGAGGUGCAGCAGCUACAGGUGUACCUCCGUCCUCUCCACAUCUUGCGCCUAAAUCUGAAUGGAACGCCUCUUCAAGGGAGGCCCGGCAGGAGGCCCGACGCUAUCCGCCUUCAGCAUCAGCAAAUAAUAGGCCACAGCCUGCGAAGCGAGGCAGCUCUCCCUAUCAUAGACCGUCUGCUGCCUCGGAUAGACAUCGCUCUGCCUCCGUAGAUGGCUAUGAUAGAAAUUCCCAUUCUCAGCAUAGCUCUGCCCAGCAGCCAAUCUCGCCCUCGCGCCGUCCGAAGCAUGAGCGCAGGGGCUCAGACAGCUUCUUUAACAAGUUCCCAACGUCAUUUGCAACAUACGCGGGGAUUCGGGCGCUCUCUGAGCAUGCCGACAAGGCAAAAGAAUGGGUAGAGUGGUUCAACAACGUGAACGACGCCCCAGAUGAGAUCCGCGCUCUCUCUACUAGGAUUUCCACCACGCGUGACACCAUUCAACAAAUGAAAGAGUGCUUAGAGGCUAGGCCGGACCUUAUUGAGGACGAAACCGGACAGGUCCUCAAGUCUCACAUUGAAGACGCCAUUGACAGCACAAGUGAGACAUUGAAAAAGAUGACGAAAUUGCUGGCGAGUUUUUCCGGCGCUGCCAAGCAGGAUAGCACAGCUCUUGGCCGCCUAGAGGGCUUCUGGCAUUCAUACAAUUAUAAGAAUGAGGGUGAGGAGCAGAUUAAGGCUGCUGAUGCGGAGCUGCAACAGCAGUUAUUACAACUCGGUACUCUCAUGUCGAAUAUCUACGCGUCCGUCUCUUCCCUCCUUUCCCGUUGCCUUGCUAUACUAACGAGCAGCAGUCGAGCUUUGAAGAGACCAUCACCGGGCAUCGCUACACCGAAUGCACCCACGCCCCCUCAAUCUUCUGCUAGGCUUAAUCCAACCAUAGACGCAUCAAUACCGAUGCAACAGCCGGCAGCCUCAAUACCCAACCGACCUCCUCCAUCACCACAGCUGUCUCCUAAAUCCAAAGGACACUUUGAGACAACGGGAAUUCCUCCAAAAGUCGUGCCGAACCCACCGACUCCUCCUCGCUCAGAACCAUCCGUUGAGCAGCCUCCGUCACAUGGCUCCGCCAAUGCAAGCACAGCGGGACUUGAUUCGCAUAAUACAAAUCCACCUCCGAAUCCAAAAGAUGUCUUACUGGAUGCUGCGUGGGAAGGCGAUGUCAAAACUGUGGCCAAUUGUCUGCGCCAAGCGCCUCCCGACUCAUGCGAUCCUCAUGGACUCACACCGCUGCAUCUCGCCGUCGAGUGUGAUCACAUGGCCGUCGCCAUGUAUCUUCUUGAUCAUGGCGCGGAUGUUCACGCUCGUGCUGAUGGUGGCUGCAUGCCUCUUCACUUGGCUGCGCGUUAUGCAUCUGCUGCUACUGUAGAGAUGCUCAUUGAACGCGGCAAGGCCGAUCCGAACUGCCAGACCACUGAUGGAAGAACGCCGCUUCAUUAUGCUGCUAGAUCUGCCGAAGAUGGAGAGGCAGAGCGACGAGAAGUGAUCCGCGCAUUACGCGAUUUAGGGGCCAAUCCUACGAUCCGGAAUAGAAGAGGCGAAUUGGCCAGAGAUGUGGCUCAGAAGAGAAACUACUGGGAUGCGGCUGCAACAUUGAGUAGAGCUGAACAUAAGUGGGAGCAACAACAGCAGCAGAAGCAGCGAGAUCAAAUACAACAACAACAACAGCAGCAGCAGCAGCAGCAGCACUUGCAAAAGCAACAGCAACGUGAAGAGCAGCAGCGAGAGCAAAAGUAUCAACAGCAACUUAGAGAAACAACCACAAGAAACACAAGAGAGAGCAAUCCACCAAAAAAGGAGGGUAGUUGGCUGCAAAGAUAUAGGCUCAAGAAAUAACGAAUUACGACGGCUUUGAUUAUAUAUCUUCUCUUCAUAUAUAUUCAAUUAUGACAUGGAAUGCAUAGAUAUGGCGCAGUUUUUUUUUUUGGUGCGGGCAUACGUUUUUCUAUAUACAUGUAAUUACCUAUACACGAGCGAUGAUCAUAUCUAUUAUCUAUACCAACUAGAUUAAUGCCAAUUGUUUUUGGUUCUCUUC